AUGAACUUCAUUUGCAUUGCCUGCCACUCGAUCCUGCUGCAGAAGACAGUGGACUUUUGGCAGGCGCGUGGAAUGCAACACAUGGAUCCAUCCAACGAGAAGGAUUGCAACGCGUUUCGACAGCUCGUGAUGGUCCAUACCAUGGGCAAGGUCGUCUGCGAGCUGCAGGACCUUCAGGAGGCGCUGCCGAAAAGCAAGCUGCCUUUAUUUGUCUGGGUUCCUUCCCGCUUUUCGGAGGUGGACUCAGACCUCCACGCCAACUACGUCUUCCGCCCUGACGAGGGGGCGCAGGAGAUAGCUUCGCCGUAG
Molecule: messenger RNA, 309 nt
Organism: Symbiodinium sp. CCMP2592
Lineage: Eukaryota; Dinophyceae; Suessiales; Symbiodiniaceae
Source: the annotation of a GenBank genome assembly